CUUAUAGUUUACAAAUUUUGUCUUUAUAUUUAAUAUUUUUAUUUUUUACGUUUUUGUCGUAACGCAGUAUCUGCAACUACUAACGAAUCACGUGAAAAAUAGCACCGAAUCUAUUAUCAAAAACUAGUAUGCUAGCACACACAAUAGCUCGUAUCACGCAAUAUUUCAAGUUGCAUUGCCAGUAUGACUACUACUAGUAGAUGCUGCGUUCCGUUUCACGCAUAAUGCGCAUAGACUCUAUAGUUUAUGUCAUGUAAACUGUAGAGUCUAUGCGCAUUACGCGUGAAACGGAACGUUAUAAUGUCUCGCAUGCAAUCUCAUACAAAAAAUCGUAUCGUGUGCCACAGGCUUAAGAAAUAAGACUGAUAACAUGUUUACAACGUGGCAGAUAUCUCAAUUAUAAACAGAGGAGGUCUCAUUAAGAAACAAAGUCCACAAUCGUAUUCCAAUAAUAGCAGUGAUAUCAAUGUAUUCCCACACAACACAAAUGACUUUGCCGGCUGAUUGUCGGCAUUUUUCAGUCAACUUGAAGUCAACUUUUUAAGUCGACAUUUAGUCAACUAUUUGUUGGAUGGUUUAUUGUCGAUUUUAAUUAUAAACUGAAAGUCGAUCUAAGGUCGACUAUUUUCGAAAGUCGACUUCUAAUUGCCAUAAAGUCAACUUAUAAGUCCACUUUUGGCUGACUGAUAGACGACUAUAGUCGAGUCAUUUGUCGACUAUUAGCUGACUAUAAGUUGACAUUCAGCCUGACUUCGACUUUUUAAAGUCGACUUUAGACUUCUUCUGCCGACUGACAGUCAACUAACAGUCGACUUGGUGCUGUUUGGGUUAUCACAACAUGCGCAUGUGGUUUCGCUUACAUCAUAUCAGUUUAAUUUCUUCCUCACACAUUUUUAUUUAACAUAAAAAAAGAGAGAAAUAUUUUAAAAGCUAAUGUGCUAGGUGAAAUUCUGUACAUAAUACAUACGACUUUCCGAAGCAAUUACAAGGUUUUACAGUAAAGCACCAAGUUUGCGAUAUGCCACGUGUUUAAGAUAAAUAUGCAUAAAUAUACGUGGUCUAUACUUCCUUGUACGGCAUAUAUUUUUAGCAAUACAAAGCAUCUUGCCAGAUUAUCUUCUAUAAUUAUCUCUUAUAGCCCAAAGUUAACGUUCUUUAAUAAUCGCAACAACAAUUUAUUUUUUAUUACAGCGUAAUACAGAUAUUACAUAAAUGAUAUUAAUCGUUACAAUAAUUAAUAUCUGAAAGAGUUGAGAGAGAGACGAAACGAAGGAAAGCUGCGCACCAUUUUACAUUAUCCAGUAAACGAUGGUUGUUGGUGUACUACUGUCAUGUGCUGUUAUUGCAUUUUUAUAUUAUUAUGUUAUCCAUCUUGCAAGAUUCAGACGGCUUAUCAACCUUAUUCCGGGACCACAAAUGUUCCCAAUUUUCGGUGAUAUUUCCAAUGUACUAUUUGAGCGUUUUUCAGGAGAAGAACUCUGGGAUCUUCGGGAUUUACGAUUUAAAAGACAUCGGCCAAUUUAUAAAAUUUGGAACUUGACACUCGCUUACGUCGUCCUUAGCCAUCCGGAUGACAUGCAGACAAUAUUGAACAAUACAAAAUAUAACACGAAAGGCCUGGGGUAUAAACUUCUUCAUUCAUGGAUGGGAGACGGUCUUCUCGUUAGUAAAGGAGCAAAAUGGCAAGAAAGGCGAAAGAUACUAACGCCUGCGUUCCACUUUAAUAUUUUAAAAACCUUUUUUGAUAUUUUGGUCGAAGAAAGCAAUCGUAUGGCGACAUCGUUAAAAAAUAUGAGAGACUCGACUGUCCCGGAUUUACAGUCUUUCAUUAGCCACCACACUUUGAAUAUAAUAUGUGAAACUUCCAUGGGCAUUUCAUUGCGGAACAUGGAAGCGGUUGAACAACAGCAGUACCGAAAGGCAAUUCAUGACUUAACUAAAAUAUUAUUUUACAGAUUAUUCCGUCCGUGGUACCUUAACGAUAGGCUAUUUUGGUUCUCGUCGAAAUAUAAACGGCAAACUAAAUGUUUGAAAGUAUUACAUGGUUUCACAGAAAAAAUUAUUACGGAAAGGAAACAAUAUCAUGAAUCCACUGGUGGACGAUAUCUAAAUUUUGAACAUGAGACAGAAGAUAAUGAUAAGAUAGGAAGCCGAAAGAAGCGCCUUGCCAUGUUGGAUCUCAUGAUUGCAGCGUCCAAUAAUAACCGAAUAAGCAAUUCGGACAUCAGAGAAGAAGUUGACACCUUCAUGUUUGAAGGUCACGAUACCGUAUCAAUGGCUCUCACCUUCGCUAUAUUACUAUUAGCAGAACAUAAGGAUGUGCAGGAUCGGGUCAGAAAUGAAGUUAAUGCUGUAAUGGAAGAAAACGAAGGAAAACUUACUAUGACAGCAUUACAGAAUCUACCAUAUCUAGAGAGGUGUUUGAAGGAAACGAUGAGAUUAUAUCCUAGCGUUUAUUUGAUAACACGAAAGUUAGAGGAAGACGUAAUGCUACAAUCGUAUCUGGUACCUGCUGGAGCAGACGUAGUUAUUGAUAUUGUACAUCUUCACCAAAAUUCUGAUUUCUGGCCAAAUCCAGAGGUGUUCGAUCCAGACAGAUUUUUGCCAGAGCUGGUGCAAAAUCGUCAUCCUUUUGCUUACAUACCGUUUAGCGCUGGUUCGCGAAAUUGUAUAGGUCAACGAUUUGCCAUGAUGGAGAUGAAAGCUGUAAUUGGUACCCUGGUGCACAACUUUAACUUGGAGCCCAUUGAUCACUUGAAAGAUGUUCGAUGUUCAGCCGAUAUAAUUAUUCGCAUUGAACAACCAAUGCGCGUGAAAUUCGUUCCAAUCUAACAGAAAAUGUGCAACUGCUACAAGAGAAUGCGAAUUAUGUCGACGAUGAUUGUUGGCGUACUACUAUCAUGUGCUGUUACUGCAGUUUUAUAUUAUUACGUUAUUCAUCUUGCAAGGUUAAGGAAUUUUCUCAAUCUUAUUCCGGGACCACGAAUGUUGACACUUGUCGGUGAUAUUUUCAAAGUACUACUUAAUCCUCCACGUGAAGCAAUAUGGGACAUUAUUGCGUUACGCGCUAAUAUGUAUCGUGCAAUUUAUAAAGGUUGGUACUACCUCUUCGGUUACGUCGUCAUUCUGAACCCGCACGACAUCCAGACGAUACUGAGCAGUACAAAAUAUAACACGAAAGGUUACGUGUACAAAUUUCUUCGUCCAUGGUUAAAAGACGGUCUCCUCAUUAGUAAAGGUGCAAAAUGGCAAAAAAGGAGAAAGAUACUAACGCCUGCAUUCCAUUUUAAUAUAAUAAAACAAUUUUUUGAUACUAUGGUCGAGGAAAGCAAUCGUAUGACAAAAUCAUUGAAAGAUAUGGAAAAUUCAACUGUUCAGGAUUUACGGUCUUUUAUUAGCUACCAUACUUUGAAUAUAAUAUGUGAAACUUCUAUGGGCAUCUUGCGAAACAUGGACGUAGCUGAACAAGAACGCUACCACAAGACAAUCUAUGACCUCACUGAAAUAUUAAUUUACAAAGUUAUACGUGUGUGGUAUCAUAGCGAAAUACUAUUCCGGUUCUCAUCAAAAUAUAAAGAACAAGUUAAAUGUUUGAACAUAUUACACAGUUUCACGGAAAAAAUUGUUGCGGAAAGGAAACAAUAUCAUGAAUCGACGGGAGGACGAUAUCUAAAUUUUGAAAAUGAGAUAGAAGAUAAUGAUAUGAUAGGGAGCCGAAAGAAGCGUCUUGCCAUGUUGGAUCUCAUGAUAGCAGCGUCCAAUAAUAACCAAAUGAGCGAUUCGGACAUCAGAGAAGAAGUUGACACAUUCGUGUUUGAAGGUCAUGAUACCGUAUCAGCGGCUCUGAGCUUCGCUAUAUUACUGUUAGCCGAACAUAAGGAUGUGCAGGAUCGUGUUAGAAAUGAAAUCAAUGCUGUAAUGGAAGAAAACGGAGGAAAAUUUACUAUGACAGCGUUACAGAAUCUGAAAUAUCUCGAGAGAUGUGUAAAGGAAACAUUGAGAUUGUAUCCUAGUGUUUUUUCCAUAACACGAACGUUAGAGGAAGAUGUAAUGUUACAAACAUAUCUGGUACCUGCUGGAACAGAGGUGUAUGUUGACAUUAUACAUCUUCACAAAAAUCCUGAUUUCUGGCCAAAUCCAGAGGUGUUCGAUCCAGAUAGAUUUUUGCCAGAGCAUGUGCAAAAUCGUCAUCCUUUCGCUUAUAUACCGUUUAGCGCUGGUUCGCGGAACUGCAUAGGUCAACGAUUCGCCAUGAUGGAGCUGAAAACUGUAAUUGGUACCUUGGUGCACAACUUUUACUUGGAGCCCCUCGAUCACUUAAAAGACGUUCGAUUUUUAAUGAAUAUAAUUAUUCACCCUAAACAACCGAUGCGCGUAAAAUUCGUCCCAAUCGAAGAUGCUCACCUGGUAUAAGGGAAUGCAACUUUUAUCUGUGUGAAAAUCUGAUACAUGAUGAGAAAAUGACGAAUUAUUUAUGUAUAUUAUUUUUAUAAGCUCAGGCAAUGCUUUUAGAAGGAAUAACCAUUAGUUAUAUAUUUAUUAUAUAAUCUAUGACACAUUAUACAUUUUUUAUAAUAUCAAUUUAUGAUCUAUGA
Messenger RNA from Ooceraea biroi (clonal raider ant), 4595 nucleotides. RefSeq names its product cytochrome P450 4C1-like. Gene Ontology annotation, molecular function: oxidoreductase activity, acting on paired donors, with incorporation or reduction of molecular oxygen; heme binding; iron ion binding. NCBI's taxonomy places the organism in Eukaryota, Metazoa, Arthropoda, Insecta, Hymenoptera, Formicidae. The record is from RefSeq and is a predicted model, not a curated record.